Solenopsis invicta (red fire ant) is the source of this 2642-nucleotide messenger RNA. RefSeq names its product protein TRC8 homolog (gene Trc8). Lineage: Eukaryota; Metazoa; Arthropoda; Insecta; Hymenoptera; Formicidae. The transcript has 3 exons. Gene Ontology annotation, biological process: ERAD pathway. Gene Ontology annotation, molecular function: ubiquitin protein ligase activity. Gene Ontology annotation, cellular component: endoplasmic reticulum; endomembrane system. Bases 1 to 2064 code for a protein of 687 amino acids. The record is from RefSeq and is a predicted model, not a curated record.
AUGGAAGUUUCAAUAUGGGAAAAAAUUCUCAAUUUUGCUGAUGUUGUAAUGAGAGUGCCACCUCUAUUUAUCAUCGACGAGUUACUUAAAAUUGGCCUUGGUUUACCCAAUGAUAAUAUUGCACUGAAAAAUAAUGAACAUAGUUUUAAAACUAGCAAUUUAUCAAGCAUCACUAAUUCAAUCUCAGCAGUUACAACAGACUCAUUUCUGAUGGAACAGUUUGAUUUGACUCAUCUCGCUUACAAGACUUAUAUGAUAAUCAUGUUUAAAUUUUUAUGUUGUUGUAUAGGUUUUCUCGCAGCCUUAUACUCAUUCAUGUUAUGUACUAGACAUUUGAUAAUCGUAUAUUUAUAUCUAAUAUCUGUAGGAGUGAUAUUUGUAUCGUACUGGUCAAAUGUUAGUACCAUGAAAGCGAUCAUAAUCUACGUGAGCGCCCAUGAAUCAACAAGCAGUAUACUUGACAAUAUAUUAUGUUUAAAUCUAUCGGAUGUUAUGUAUAAUGGGCCAGGUUUUCUAAUUAUUCAAAACUAUAUACUGCAAUGUCUGUUAGCCAGUGUCUUUUGUUACAUACAUCUUGCCCCAAGGCACCCUAUAGUUCAAAAGCUUCUUGUACUAAGCUUUAUGUCACCAUCCAUCUUGGGUAUCCAUCCUUUAUCGGUACAUUAUCUGUAUCACGCACCAGUGUGUGCAACGUUAAUUCCGCUAGCUGUGUGUAAAUUCGUCAUCUGGUAUAACGGUGUUUCUAUGUUAAAAACAAUCUACAUGGGCUAUAGGCACGCACGCAACUUUAUUAUCAAUUAUGGAUUAUCGGCUCUCGCGGAAACAGAAUGGAUGCGUCUGAACGUGCCAUGUGUACUUCGAACAUUUUGGAUGUUGCGAGUAGCAGAACAAGUGAUUGAAAUCCUCGGUGAUCACUACGGCAAAGAAACAUUUAAUUAUUACGUCAUGAUCAGAACGUUGCUAGUAAACGGAUGCGAGACAUUGACAGCUGUUCUCGGUAUGACUAGCAUAAUCUCGUUCAUCUGUCAUUAUAUUGGCUGUUUCUUUCAAUGGAUACUAUUAACGGAAGAUGAAGAUGAGAAAAGUAUCGGUACGGUGUCUGCUAUCCUGUUCUACGUUCUUGCUCUGCAGACUGGACUGACGAGUCUUGAUAAAGAGAAGCGUCUAGUACGACUAUAUCGUAAUUUUUGUCUAUUAUUCACGGCGAUUCUACAUUUUGUGCAUAAUAUAGUGAAUCCACUCUUGAUGUCACUUAGCGCUUCUCAUAACCCAGCACUACAUAGACAUUUACGGGCUUUGGCGGUCUGUGCUUUUUUGAUAUUCUUUCCAGUAUCUUUACUUGUAUUUUUGUGGUCGCACUUUACUGUGAGCACAUGGUUAUUAGCUGUAUCGGUCUUUAGCAUCGAGGUAAUAGUCAAAGUACUGGUCUCGCUAGCAAUUUAUUCGCUAUUUUUGAUCGACGCGUAUAUAAGUGCGUUCUGGGAACAAUUUGACGAUUGUGUUUAUAUAAUAAGAUCAUUUGGCAAUACUGUGGAAUUUGCUUUUGGCAUUAUAUUAUUCUUUAAUGGUUUCUGGAUAUUGAUUUUCGAAUCAGGUGGAGCUAUUCGCUCAAUUAUGAUGUGCAUACAUGCCUACUUUAAUAUCUGGUGCGAAGCGAAGGCUGGAUGGAGCGUGUUUAUGAAACGACGAACGGCUGUGAAUAAGAUUGAUUCUUUACCGGAAGCGAAAGCAGAACAACUUGAACGCUUGGAUGAUGUUUGCGCCAUUUGCUACCAGGAAAUGCAAAGCGCCAAGAUCACACAAUGCAAUCAUUAUUUCCACGGCGUAUGCUUACGAAAAUGGUUAUACGUUCAAGAUCGAUGUCCUCUUUGUCACGAUAUACUAUAUAAAGUUGAAAAUAUGCAAAAUAAAGACGGCGGCACAGCUCUCAUUGAAGGAAAUGACCGAAAUGACCGAAACGAUGUUCAAGAUGAUACAAUUGUACAUGCCAGACAAAAUUCCAAUGUGCAAUCUCAUCAGAAUAAUCAGAGACAAUUUGCCGAGCGUUUAAACGAAGGCAGAUGAAACAAUGCGACAUUUUACGCACUUUUUGUGAUAUGAUACAGACAUUGAUUUUUUAAUGCUUUGAUUGCGCGUGCGCAAAGCAUCGACGUUUCUGGAAUUUUUCUCAAAAAUUUCGCAAAACAUUGUAAAUUAUUGUGAUUACCGUGUAAGUACUUGAAUCUUUCUUGUAAAUAAGCUACAACAAUUAUUCUUAGAAAAAAAAACGAUCACAUACAACGAUUAUUUUGUAAUAAAAAAAUAUUUCCCGUGUAGUUUCACAACUUUGGCUUUUUGCCGAUUUGACAAACGUCCAUUACUAAAUGUAUUUUUGAUUCGUUAUGCUAGAAUCGUCAUAUAUAGCGUGAUAUACAAGUUUCUAUGUACAUGCCAUGUGCUUCCAUUUCUUAAUCAUGAUAUACGAGUUUCCUAUCAAAUUGAGUGAGAGAAAGAAAACGAAAAGAAAGGAGAGAAAAGAUUUACACGAUUUAAGAUUUUUUUAAUACUAAGACUUGAAAAUAUAUUAAAUUAAAGCCGAAACGUUGGCAAUGUAAUCGCAAGAUCUUGAGAAGGAUGCAAUAAAUAUGUUAUUUGCGCAAAAA